Molecule: messenger RNA, 1267 nt
Organism: Pocillopora verrucosa
Lineage: Eukaryota; Metazoa; Cnidaria; Anthozoa; Scleractinia; Pocilloporidae
Product: 5-hydroxytryptamine receptor 4
Biological process (GO): G protein-coupled receptor signaling pathway, coupled to cyclic nucleotide second messenger; chemical synaptic transmission
Cellular component (GO): dendrite; plasma membrane
Molecular function (GO): neurotransmitter receptor activity; G protein-coupled serotonin receptor activity
Source: RefSeq, a predicted model, not a curated record
AUAACCGCCACUGGCGGGGAGAUGGUUUUUCAGUCUUGUCGCGCCGCAGCUGAGACAAAUCAGUGAAUUCAGCGUUUCUAUUCAUGGCCGUCGCACUGGAGUGGACUUCCAAGAAACAUAUGUAAACAUUAAUAUGGCUUCGUUGAACCAGAACAGCAGCGAAUCUUUUACGAGCGGCAUCGAGUAUAACUGCAACAAAACACAGGAGGCGAUUUUUUUGGUCCUCUACGCAGUUGUAGGGAUUGUCAUGUUUUUUGGGAACAGUUUCGUCUGCGUGGUUUUCUUAGCGUCCAGGAAACUUCGCCAUAGUUUCAUGAAUAUGUUUCUGUUAAGCUUGUCAGCCUCGGACAUCCUAAUGGCUGCUUUUGUUAUUCCCUUUUACACAGUUCACUGUUUCCGAGACUGUCCUCAUUCGCUGACCUCUUACUGUUGGCUUUUAAGAAAGGCUCGAGACUUCGUACUGGCGGCAACCACGCUCAACAUUUGCGCAAUUACUUACGAUCGUUUUCUCGCCAUUCUCCGUCCGUUGCAAUACGGUGCCAAAAUGACAAGACUUAGAGUAGGGGUCAUUUUAACAGCCGUGUGGUUGAUUCCCGCCGUGGUAGCUGCAACACGCAACGCAUGGAAUCAAAGAACUGACGACAACGCACAGCGUCACCUUAAAGUCAAGUUGUAUGACACAUUUGUCGUUAUAAUCCCAGUGCUUCUGUUUCAGAUUGGAAUUGUGACUGUUAACAUUCAGAUAAUUCGUAAUAUUCACAAACACGAACAAGCUGCUAAGAUUUGUGGUGCUUUGCAUUCACCAGAUCAACAAAAAAAAGACCUGAGAGAAAUUUCCCGUUUAAGAAAGGGAACAACAUCAUGUGUUAUUGUUGUGAUGACAUUUGUAAUAUGUUGGUUGCCAAAAACUGUGCAUAAUUUUAGCUAUAUUGUGGAUUCUCCAGAUCCUCUCUUAUCAAGUCCCUUAUUUUUCAGAAUUUGUUUUAUUUUCCUAUUUAUACAAUCGUCUUUCAAUCCAUUUAUUUACACUGUGUAUAGAGCACAAUUCAGAAAAGCUACAAGGGACAUUAUCACAAGAUUUUAUCUCGGCCCAAAGCAACAGAAAAAUAAUUCUUAUCUCUGAUUGGAAACUCAUGUUGUCAAUAGUGUCUGUUUUAUUUCAUUUGUUAUGCAUAAUGCAAUUAGAAAAAGGCCAACAGCUAUGUUUUUGCGACGAGAUGUCUCGUUUGAUAUACACGCUAUCGAUGACAUAAUCUGUUUUUCCAAA